Molecule: messenger RNA, 1229 nt
Organism: Dothidotthia symphoricarpi CBS 119687
Lineage: Eukaryota; Fungi; Ascomycota; Dothideomycetes; Pleosporales; Dothidotthiaceae
Product: glycosyltransferase family 32 protein
Exons: 2
Coding region: 74-1090 (338 amino acids)
Biological process (GO): mannosyl-inositol phosphorylceramide biosynthetic process
Molecular function (GO): mannosyltransferase activity
Source: RefSeq, a predicted model, not a curated record
GAGUGACCUUGGCUACCCAUCAUCCGCUUUAUUCAAUCCCUCCUGAUCAGUGUUCAUGCAACUCCACUUCAUCAUGCGAGCGCGCACUGUCUUGAUCAACACUGCCAUCGUUAUCCCCCUCCUCCUCGCCACCUACUACACCAGACGCCAGUACGUCUUCCAACGCGCACUCUCGCACCUCCAGAUCUCCUUUUCCGACUUCCCACCAUCCUACACAAGCGCCCUAAACGUAUCGCGGACAAAUGGCGAAGCACUCCUAAACUUCGAUUACAACACGUCCUUGCCUACCCCUUCCAUCCCACGCACCAUCCACUUCAUCUACUUCGCAGACCUCUAUCAUCACCGCAACGGCACCCCCUCCCUUCCAAGCACAUCGCGCUCGCAUGCCCCAGAGCUCUGUCGAAAGUUCAACCCUACCUACGAUAUCCGCAUCUGGAACGCUACAGCUGCGCAUAAGUUCAUCGAGACAGAAUACCCCUGGUUCCUGCCCACAUACGAUGGUUACACAUAUCCGAUCCAGUGCGUCGACGCGCUGAAGUAUUUCGCGCUGUACCAUUUUGGCGGUGUGUAUAUGGACCUCGAUAUCGCGUGUCGAAGGCCGUUGGAUCCGUUGUUGCAGUUUUCGGCGUGGUGGCCGGAGGCGAGCCCGCUGGGGGUGAACAAUGAUUUGAUGGCGAGUGCACCUAGGCAUCCGAUACUGCUGGAGAUGACAACUAUGCUGGUGGGAAGGAACUGGAAUUUGGUGUUUCCGUACCUUACUAUCUUUUGGAGCACAGGGCCGCAGUUCAGCAGUGAUAUGCUGAAGACGUGGUGGUGGAGGCAUAGUAAGAGAAUUGGAAGUGAUCAUGAUACUGCGAGCUUUCGAAUACUUCCACGAAUCUUCUACUCGGAAGAGUAUACAUUCUUCGGGCACAGUCCCGGAGGGACAUGGCACGGCAGUGAUGUGGCUGUCGUAUUGUGGUUAGUCGAUAGACCCUGGGUACUGUUUUGUAUGUUUGGCACUUGUCUGGUGCUUACAUUGGGACUUAAGAGAGGGUUGAGACUCAGGAAGGCUACGUGUAAACAAGAUGGCAUACUCCAUGCGGAGUAAGAACAGUGCUUAAUGGAUAACUGUUACCCUUACCAGCUUUCUUGGCAGUUGCAGUGGGAUGUAUGUGUGCUCGAAUAUCCGGUUUCGGCUAUAUCUCCGAUCGUGACCACAAUAUUGGAUAAUUGUAUGAGACUAAUUG